Molecule: messenger RNA, 1308 nt
Organism: Aspergillus homomorphus CBS 101889
Lineage: Eukaryota; Fungi; Ascomycota; Eurotiomycetes; Eurotiales; Aspergillaceae
Product: exo-arabinanase abnx-penicillium chrysogenum
Exons: 4
Coding region: 1-1158 (385 amino acids)
Source: RefSeq, a predicted model, not a curated record
AUGAAGCUCACCGGCCUCACCUCGUUGCUAUUCCCUCUUCUCUUUUCACCCUUGACGACGGCAUCCCCAUUGCCCAAGUCCAAGCCCAGCGCGAUCACCACCUUCAGCGAGGCAGUCAUCUUCGAUCCGCCUGCCAACUACACUAUUCCCCGCACGCUCUACGCCCGCACGCUUGAGCUUCCCUCCGGCGUCCUUCUGUCGACCUGGGAGAAUUACUCCGGUGACACCGAUGGCCUCGUCUACUUCCCCAUCUACCGCAGCGUAGACCACGGGGCCACAUGGACGGAGAUCUCUCGUGUCCAGGACACGCACAACAAGAUCGGACUCCGUUACCAGCCGUUCCUCUAUUACCUGGACCAGAAGCUUGGAGGCUACCCUGCCGGUACCAUUCUGCUCGCGGGUAACAGCAUCCCCGAGGAUCUGUCCACCACGGAGCUUGACCUGUACGCCUCGCGGGAUAACGGUGUCACCUGGGAGUUCGUCUCCGAGAUUGCCAAGGGAGGCGAGGCAUUGCCGAACAACGGACUGACCCCGGUGUGGGAGCCGGUCCUCUUGGUGCACAAGGGAAAGCUCAUCUGCUACUACUCCGAUCAGCGCGAGAACGCGACUUACGGCCAGAAGCUCGUUCACCAAACCACCACCGACCUGAAGAACUGGGGACCCGUCGUCGACGAUGUCGUCCACCCAACCUACACCGACCGGCCCGGUAUGCCCGUCCUUGCCAAGCUCCCGAACAACCACUACAUCUACAUCUAUGAGUACGGAUCCUUCUUCAACACCUCGACCUACAGCUUCCCGCUCUACUUCCGCAUCGCCAGCGACCCGGAGAAGAUCGCCGCGGCCGAGGACCAGCGACUGGUCGUCUCGAGCGGCACGAAGCCCACCUCUUCGCCCUACGUGGCCUGGAGCCGUUACGGCGGCAAGCACGGCACCAUCAUCGCCAGCAGCGGCACCCAGAACUCGGUCUUCAUCAACCGGAACCUGGGCAAGGGCGAGUGGACGGAGAUCGCCACCCCCGAGAGCACCAGCUACUCCCGUGAGCUGCGCGUGCUGAGCGAGGACAAGGGUCGGUAUGUGCUGAUCACCGGUGGUGGUGUGCUGAACGGCGGUAGCAACCAGGUGACGACCAGCUUGGUGGAUUUGAGUGCUGCGCUGUGAGGCUGUGUACAUACCCCAGGGGUGGGGGUGAGAGGACGACUGGGGAGGUAGCUUGCAUGUAUUCGAAUAGAAGCCUAGACACGUGCGCCAGGCGACAAUUACAACAUGAAUUUACGAGUUUAGCUUUCGAGCGAGCCUUCCACCCGUGAA